AUGUGGGAUCGAGAAAGACAAGCCUGGGCCGUCGUCUUCCUAGGCAACGUGCUGAUCAACACAGUGAUCGCCUCGCCGAUCUACGUUCCACAAUUCAUACCUGGAAGUACAGGAAGGAACAUCAGACACUUGCCCUGCGUUUCUCGACGAACCGGCGAGACCGGUGUUUGCAUGUUCGCGUUUACAUGCGCCAAGGCGAAUGGCACACACCUAGGCACCUGCAUCGAUCGUUUCUACUUUGGUAGCUGUUGCAAGAUCGACGAGGAACCGGAUAUUUUUCCGCAGGACAACAGUAUCGACGAUGGACCGCCUGCCAGGCCGUUCGUCACGACCCACGGGCCGAUCGAGAGUAACGACAUACCCGAGUACUUCUCAAGGCCGAAGCCAAUCAACGAGGAGAAACCAUCUGGUACAUACUCGACGGAGGAGACGACCACCAAGCAAUCUACACGACCGUUAUCGAGUACAGUGAAAGAAACGACAAAACUCGCGACGAAAAAGCCAGCAGUGCUGACGAGCGUCGAAACAACCACGCAACCGGUUCUAUUAUCGACCUUUCAAACUGUGCAGAACUCGUCGAGGGAAGAUUCGACGACAAAAAGUCCACCGUCGAGAGUCACGAGCAGUACUGUACAACCGGCGCAAAAACCGUCCAGCACGAUCAUGGAAAUCACGAGCACCACGAGCAAACCCUCCUCUACGUUGACCUCGUCCAUCACUUCGAGGCCAACGACACUGGAGACCGUGACAAAACCGCCGUCCACCGCGCAAACCUUUGCUCAAACAACCAAACCGAUAACCAAAAAACCAGUUCACACGUCCACCACUCAUAAACCGACCCAUUCUGUCACGUACAAGCCGAUUCACUCGACGAUUCACAGGCUCAACGAGACAACCACGCCUAAGCCCAUCCUUCAAUCGACCACCGAUCGAACCACCUUAACAACCACGUCGAGAACCGUGAUUACGACUACUCAGAGGAUCGUCCCUAUCACCAGGUUCCCACCGAGAAACACGACAACCUCGAAACCGUUGACUCAUGCCACGACCAAGAGACCGAUCACCAGCACCAGAAGACCAGCGAUCACCACGAAGAAGCCGAGUACGCACACGAAGAGACCUGUUACCACAGCCAAACCAUUCACAGCUACAAGUUUCGCUACGUCUACGUCAACGACUACGCCGAAACCGUUGUUAACGUCUGUCAAAGAUCGACCAACGACCCCUACAACCACCGAGACCGUCUUCUCGACAGAGACAAGGCCUCUAACGUCCACCACGGAGACUGUGACCGUUCAGAAACUCACCACAACCACUACUACAACAACGAAACCAGUGCACAAAAUUAAACCUACCACUGUUCGAACGACAACAACGAAGCCUUCGACGACCACUUCGAGGCCGAAACCAACGAAAAUCGGCACGACGACGACGACGACGACGACGACGACGACGACGACGAAAACGGUACCCAAGCCGGAUUACACGACGACCACCGAGAAAACGGUACCUCUGUCGUCGUUAGAUCCUUCCAGCUCGGCUGUUACGAAACCCAGACCAACGGUAGAAUCGACGAAACCAGCUAAACCGUUGAGUAAACCUAUCACGAGGCCGUCCUCGUCUACUACACCCUCGUCAGUUUUUAAUUCCACCGUGAUAACCAACACCAGUUCCGUGUCUUCGUCUUCCACGGAAGCUGUUGCUACCACCACAGCCACGUAUGCUACACCUACGAAAGUGUCGUCGAUCGUUAAUCAGACCACGGCCGAUGUCUCUCAGACGACUUAUUCACCUGGAUUGGUCACGUGGACGUCGAGUUCAGACGACACGACUACGAGAACCCCUGAAAUCUCGUCGACGACGACGACGACGACGACGACGACGACGACGAUCACGCAACCAGAUCAAACGGAAAGCGAUUGGACACCCAUAACCACGCCAGACGGAUGGAUCAUGAUUCAAUCGCCCACUACGAAGAAACCAGCUCAAACGUCGGAAGAAACGACCGAGAAACCGAUCUUAGAAUCGACGUUGCCACCGAGCACUUCCGCUAAGCCUACGACUGAAAGUACCACCGAGCGUGUAACGAAAAGGCCGACAAUUCUAACAACUUUAUCGAGCAUCGCGAGCGUGACGAUAGACACCGAACUUCCGGUACCAAUGGAAACGCUCAACAUGUCCGAUUACAAGCAAGUGUGCGGAAGAAGAUUGUUCCCGGAAUCGCGGAUCGUCGGUGGUAAUCGUAGCUCGUUCGGUAAAUGGCCCUGGCAGAUCUCGUUACGCCAGUGGAGAACGUCCACGUAUUUGCACAAAUGCGGCGCAGCUUUGCUUAACGAGAAUUGGGCUAUAACGGCGGCUCACUGUGUCGAAAACGUACCACCGAGCGAUCUAUUGCUGCGAAUCGGCGAGCACGAUCUUGCCAACGAAGACGAGCCGUACGGUUAUCAGGAGAGAAGAGUGCAAAUUGUCGCGAGUCAUCCGCAAUUCGAUCCAAGGACCUUCGAGUACGAUCUCGCUCUGUUGAGAUUCUACGAGCCCCUAUUGCCGUUCCAACCGAACGUUCUGCCUAUUUGCUUGCCGGACGACGACGAAAAUUACGUUGGUCGUACAGCUUAUGUCACCGGCUGGGGCCGACUUUAUGACGAGGGACCGUUACCGUCGAUGCUUCAGGAAGUGGCUGUGCCGGUGAUUAACAACACUAUGUGCGAGAAUAUGUACAGAAACGCAGGAUACAUCGAGCACAUUCCGCAUAUUUUCAUUUGUGCAGGAUGGAAGAAUGGAGGAUUCGAUUCCUGCGAGGGUGACAGCGGUGGACCAAUGGUGAUUCAAAGAGCGCGUGACAAACGAUGGAUCCUCGCGGGAGUAAUUAGCUGGGGCAUCGGUUGCGCGGUACCAAAUCAACCAGGCGUUUACACACGCAUCUCCGAGUUUCGUGAAUGGAUCAACCAAAUACUGCAGUUCUAAGCUCUCUAACCAACAAAUCGUCUCAACCUUUUCGGAUACGCAGAUCAAAUCUGGGUGAAAACCACAAGGAGCACGAUUACUCCAACGAUAUCGACUUCCGUAUAAGGAACGUAUAC
Messenger RNA from Habropoda laboriosa, 3080 nucleotides. RefSeq names its product serine proteinase stubble (gene Np). Gene Ontology annotation, molecular function: serine-type endopeptidase activity. The record is from RefSeq and is a predicted model, not a curated record. The transcript is spliced from 10 exons. Gene Ontology annotation, biological process: proteolysis. Lineage: Eukaryota; Metazoa; Arthropoda; Insecta; Hymenoptera; Apidae. Bases 1 to 2964 code for a protein of 987 amino acids.